This is a messenger RNA of Scatophagus argus, 3251 nucleotides long. It is a transcript of the gene mier1b, whose product is annotated as mesoderm induction early response 1b, transcriptional regulator. Gene Ontology annotation, molecular function: transcription corepressor activity; histone deacetylase binding. Gene Ontology annotation, biological process: negative regulation of transcription by RNA polymerase II. The coding region runs from base 107 to 1654 and encodes 515 amino acids. Gene Ontology annotation, cellular component: nucleoplasm. Lineage: Eukaryota; Metazoa; Chordata; Actinopteri; Scatophagidae. The record is from RefSeq and is a predicted model, not a curated record. The transcript is spliced from 13 exons.
AUUCUGUUAUGUAUGCCUCAGCAAUGGGCUUGAUACUGCAGGUGGGCGGGGCUCUACAUCCGGGUACUACGACUGACCCCUGACGUGACCCUGCAGGAUUGCAAACAUGGCGGAGCCCUCCCUCGGAAAUUCGAGCCCAGGAGGUUCAGCAGGUUCCGAUGAUCAUGAUUUUGACCCAUCAGCAGACAUGCUUGUCCAUGACUUUGAUGAUGAACGCACCCUGGAGGAAGAGGAAAUGUUGGAGGCAGCAGAUGAGACCAAUGCCAACGAGAUAGAAGAUCUUGCACGGGAAGGAGAGAUGCCCAUUCACGAGCUGCUAAAUCUCUAUGGUUAUGGGGGUGGUUCGCCAGCAGAUGAGGAUGAAGAGGAAGAGGAAGAACCAGAAGAAGAAGAGGAUGAUGAUGAAGAGGAUGAGGAAGAGGACCUAGACAAUGAUGAAAGCAGCAGAAGCACUGGCGAGUUGAAGAGAAAUGAGGGUGAGUGUGUUAAGAACUCAUCAGGACAGGGAGAUGAGGCUCAGGCAGCCUCUGAGGGUCGCACUCGCUCAGUCCGAUCCCUUGGCACAGCAGAACUUAUUCGCCCACAGAAACUCAAGUACUUUGAAAGUAAUAAUGAUGCAGAGGAGGAGUCAGAUGAAGAUGAAGACUAUGUUCCAUCUGAGGACUGGAAAAAGGAAAUCAUGGUGGGUUCCAUGUAUCAGGCAGAAACCCCUGUUGGCCUGUGUAAAUAUAAAGACAAUGAAAAGGUUUAUGAAAAUGAUGACCAGUUGUUGUGGAACCCUGAGUGUCUUCCUGAAGGCAAAGUGGUCGAAUUCUUGACUGAGGCAUCAAGGCGAACAGGAGAGGAGAAAGGAGUGGAUGCAAUCCCAGAGGGAUCCCAUAUCAAAGACAAUGAACAGGCAUUGUAUGAGCUGGUGAAAUGCGACUUUGACACAGAGGAAGCUUUAAGAAGACUUAGGUUUAAUGUAAAAGCUGCCAGAGAGGAGCUAUCUGUCUGGACUGAAGAGGAAUGUAGAAAUUUCGAACAAGGACUAAAAGCUUAUGGAAAAGACUUUCAUUUAAUACAGGCCAACAAGGUGAGAACUAGGUCUGUAGGAGAAUGUGUGGCCUUUUAUUACAUGUGGAAGAAGUCUGAGCGUUAUGAUUUCUUUGCACAGCAAACCAGACUUGGGAAAAGGAAAUACAAUCUUCAUCCUGGUGUCACAGACUACAUGGACAGAUUACUGGAUGAGACAGAGAGUGCGACAUCCAGCAGGGCAGCAUCACCUCCCCCCACCACUUCCAGCAGCAGUGCCAGCCACUCAGAGAGGGAAGACAGCAGCAGUCAAAACGGUAUUGUAAGCCACAGUUCAAGCCACCCAGUGGAUGGUGCACAGUUGCACCAAGCUAAUCAAGUCAAACCUGAAUCAGUUCAAUCCAAUGGUCCCUCCCAUCCAGUAGUGGAAGCUGCUGCUCCUCCUCCCAUUCCAGACAACAACUCCAACGGCUGCAGUCAACCCAGUGCGCCUAACCAUGACCGAAAUGGUUCUCUGGACCCUCCGUUGGACCAUAGAGACACAGCCACAGUACAUGAAAGACCAGCCAAGAGAUGCAGGAUGGAGGCAGAACCGUUGGGCCAAAGUGAGAUGGAACCAUCCAGGACUCAGGAGAACUGAAGGAUCCUCAGCUGGGUUACUCUGACUAAUAGAUGCUCAAUUGGGGUGAAAUAUUGCCACAGCUUUACCCUCUUAAUGGCAGAGGUAAGAUGAGCCCCUGUUGGCCUGUGAGUGCAGUAACUCCUGAGAGCACAGACUCAUUCUUAAAUGAGGUCAAAGGUCACUGAAAAUCACACCUUGAAGAACACAGCCAACCAAACUGCAGCCGGUCCUCCAGGAGUGGCCCCUGCCUCUCCCCGUCCUUCAACCUGUCCAUGAACUGACUGCCUGCAAAGCUCAUCCCAAAGUACCACAUCUCCAUCAUGUCCUACUAAACAUCUUCUACCCAUCGUCUUCGUUCCCUCUUUGGAGACUGACUGACAAAAUUUUUGCCAAGUAUUUGCUCUUUCUAUUUGUACUCAAAGAAAAUAAAUCACCCGUGAUAUUUUUUUACACAAGAGAUAUUUAUAUUUUUUAACAAAAGAAAACUAUGAUGGGUAAUUGCUGUUCAAGCUAUUUGAACAUUUGGUGAAACAGGGGACAUGUUUUAAAUGAUUAUGUGCUUAAGUUGUCAAAAAUAGAAGCAAAAUAGGCUAACGCAAGAUGAGUGAGGCUGGUGCUGUCACUGGCCCCCUGUAGUUGCACUUUGAUUGUAUGUUUCUCAUCUUUAUUGACAAGGAGUGGUGCUGAAACCCAGCAAAUUUCCAUUUUAACUCCUUCACUUCUGAACCUAUUCUGGCCUCUAUCAUGGCUGUUUGAUUAUGAUGAAUAAACCAAUGGGUUAGUCCCCCUGCAGGUUUGUUUGUGCAAAGCAGCUGACAUCAGUGAUGUCCUGUAUUAUAACUCAUCAUGUAGAAGAUCGCUGUAUUUUUGGAUUUUCAUGGUCAGUGCUUUGCUCAACGCUUUGUUUUUACUAGACAGAAUGUCCGUGAUUUUUAAUGUAAAGUUUGUAUAGAUUUCUUACCUUGAGCAGUUGGUACAUUUUUAUAACUGUCUGUUCAUCUCUGUAUUUUCUGGUCUUCCUUGUAGGCUUUACUUUAUGUUGAGAAAUCUUUUGCCUGUGUUGCUCUGACAUGGAUGUAAUAAACAAGUAGCCAUUCCUUCUGAUUCCCACUUCCCAUUCCUGUGUGACCCUCAAUCUGAAAUGUUUGUUCCUGAGAGCCUCACUUUUUUGUGUGUUAAAAAAAAAAAGCCCCACAUUGUGGCUCAGUCAGUGUGCUGCUUGACUUUGGUUUAAAACCUCUGUUGAAUCAAACUGAAUGGUUCAAACCAAUAUUUAUUGUCUUUCCUCAGUAAGUGGCUUCACAGCAGUGGAUUUCCAGCCGUUAAACAGACCAGUUUGACAUCUGGAAAACCUUCAUUUGUUUUGGUACAGUAGCUGUUCAGAUUAAAGCUUAAGUGUUUUACUUUGUACUCCAGCUUUGAACUUACAUUCACAAAUUUAAGAUAAGUUUGUCUCAAAUAAUGUUGAUCCAUGUUGUCUUUUCUUUCCUUUUGUUGACAAUGAUGUCUUGUUUUUUUUUUCUCUGUAAAUGACUACAUGAUAAAAAAAUAUUCCAAGACUGGCGAUGAAUGGAAUAACAUUGGUUAUAUUUAAUAAAUGUAUAAAUUAGUCUGA